AACACUCUGAAAACAACUGAUCCUGAAAGAGGAAAAGAGGAAUUUGGAAAUACAGGGGAACAAAAAAGAUCAUAAGAAGGAAUCCUGUGUCUCUCGAAGCUGUGAGGUGUUUGAGCCCCAGAACCGAAUCACCAAAGAAAGAGUCAAGGAAGCAGCCCAGUGUGUGAAGAAAUAACCCCUGUAAGUGUAGCUCUAAAAGGCACUGCAGACGGCCUGUGCAGUGGGGUGGAUCUUGUAUGAAAAUGCAAAAUACCCACGCAACGGAGAAACCAUAUAAAGGUUCGGUUUGCGGCAAGAGCUUAUCUCAGAGUGGAAAUCUACAGUCGUAUCAACUGAACCACACAGGAGAAAAACCAUAUAAAUAUGUUAAAUGUGCAAAGAACUUCAGUCAGAGGAGUCAGCUUAAUGUACAUCAAAGGACCCACACAGGGACGAAGCCAUAUAAAUGCAUGGAAUGUGGAAAGCGCUUUAGUCAAAAAGGUAACCUUGGUUUACAUCAAAAGACGCACACAGGAGAGAAACCCUAUGCGUGCCUUGAAUGUGGGAAGACAUUCAGAUUGAGUAGAUCCCUACAUAUACAUCAAAGGACCCACACAGGGGAGAAGCCGUAUAAAUGCAUGGAGUGUGGAAAGUGCUUUAGUCAGAAAGGUAACUUUGAUUUACAUCAAAAGAUGCACACAGGAGAGAAACCCUAUGCGUGCCUUGAAUGUGGGAAGACAUUCAGAUUGAGUAGAUCCCUACAUAUACAUCAAAGGACCCACACAGGGGAGAAGCCAUAUAAAUGCAUGGAAUGUGCAAAGAGCUUUAGUCGAAAAGGUAGCCUUGGUUUACAUCAAGUAAGGCUUUAUGAUUUCUUUGGGUAGCUAAGUGCUUUCUGACAAGCAAGCAUAAACCUCUCCCUCCUCCAUUCUCCUGACAAGCAAGAAAGGGAUGUCCUCCUGCAUUCUCUUUGCUAGGUCUUAAAUUCCAUUUUGUUAGGCAUCUCCUUAGCCAAUCAGAUUCGAGUCCUUUGUUUAGUAGCUCCAAUCCCAGAAUGUCAUUUCUUCUUCAGUUCCGCCUCUCCUUCUCACGGGAUUCUACCUUGGUCAGCAACUCAUAGAUGGGACGGCCUUGACUGGCUGGCCUUAGACGAAAACACCUGUGAAAAGUCCUGAGAACAAAGGACUACAUAUCCCAGAAGAGAAACCUGUUUUAACCUCUUUUUUGUUCAUGCACAGGAAUUGGGGCAACCAUGACUGUAAUUCAGACCCUUUAAUGACAGUCACUCCUCACUGGAGGACCAAGUUCCGUUCUUGUGACUUGGUUGUUAAGCCAGUUGGUUGAUAAGCGAGGAGCUUAAAGGCAGAAGCAGGAAGAAGCUUUAGCCGGAGCCAGCCAGAAAUCCCGCCAUGUGAAGAAGCGGUUAAGAGGAAGCUCUUAAAC
This is a messenger RNA of Pogona vitticeps (central bearded dragon), 1422 nucleotides long. NCBI's taxonomy places the organism in Eukaryota, Metazoa, Chordata, Lepidosauria, Squamata, Agamidae. The record is from RefSeq and is a predicted model, not a curated record.